This is a messenger RNA of Pectinophora gossypiella (pink bollworm), 1309 nucleotides long. RefSeq names its product acyl-CoA Delta-9 desaturase (gene BmorPDSN). NCBI's taxonomy places the organism in Eukaryota, Metazoa, Arthropoda, Insecta, Lepidoptera, Gelechiidae. The record is from RefSeq and is a predicted model, not a curated record. The transcript has 7 exons. Gene Ontology annotation, molecular function: iron ion binding; stearoyl-CoA 9-desaturase activity. Gene Ontology annotation, biological process: unsaturated fatty acid biosynthetic process. Bases 166 to 1161 code for a protein of 331 amino acids. Gene Ontology annotation, cellular component: endoplasmic reticulum membrane.
ACGAUGCACAUAAGGUUUGAUUUAUCAUUCAGUUUGACUAGUGCACUAAAAGAAAGAUGAACGUGUAGAAACACAUCGACGGAUUUGUCAAACUGAAUCUUAACUUUAAAGUCAACAAUAUUUGCAAUUGCAGAGAAGAUAAUAGAAGUAUGUUUAUAGCGCACGAUGGUGCAGAUAAGUGAGGCAACAGAGGGUCCGCAGGAGGGCCAAAGGGUCAGCCGGUCGCGCGAGGCCAACUGGCCUGCUGUGCUCUUCUUCAUACACAUACACCUGCUCUCCGCCUACGGACUAUGGCUGCUGUUCUUCGAGGUCAAACUUAUGACCAUAUUACUCCUAAUCACGCUGACAUUAUUCGCCAUACUGGGUGUGACGACGGGCGCUCAUAGACUGUGGGCCCACCGCGCGUACAAGGCCACGCCAGCGCUGCGCGUCUUCCUCGCCUUCUGCCAAACCCUGGCAGGACAGGGUCCAAUAUACGACUGGGUCCGGCACCACAGACUGCACCACGCGCAGUUUGGCACCAAUGGGGAUCCAUACGACCACAGACAGGGCUUCCUGUACGCUCACAUCCUCACGCGGAUGAGGAAGCUCAGUCCUCACCAGGACAAACUUCUGGAGCAAAUCGACAUGUCUGACUUGGAGAGUGAUUCUAUUGUUAUGUGGCAGAAGAGGUUAUACUGGAUACUGUACGUAGUAUUCUUCCUGCUGCUGCCACUGAACGCGCCUCUCGAGUACUGGGACGACACGGUGCUGGCUUCAUUAUUCGUGGUCGGCUUCCUGCGGUACGGCAUUAUCUUGCACGCCGCUUGGCUCGUCGAAAGCGGCAUCUGUGUUUGGGGACUGCAGCCUGGUGAAAAGUACCCACACGACUCGAACUCAGUGUUCAUACUGGCUAAGACAUUCUGGCCUCACUAUCACUACCUCAUCCCAUAUGACUACAAGUCUGGAGAAUUCGGUACAUACGACUGCGGUUGUUCAACCGCGUUUAUCCGCGUGUGGGCGGCGCUAGGGCUGGCCACUGACCUUCGUACGGUGGAAACUCCCGCCAUUCAACAGGCCUUGGCGGACGCAGCCAAGAACAAACGACCCGUCAAGGACUCCAUAGAUGACGCCGCUGCUAAACAAACUCUACCUGCAGAACACUACCUCAAGCGAGGAUAACUUUCUCCUAUUAUUUAUUACUUAAAAUGUUUUUAAUAAUAAGGCUUGCUGCACCCAGAGUCGGUAAAGCGGGCCGAGCCGCAGGGUUUGUAUGCAGUAAACAUUAUAAUAUUCUUAAUAAUAAGAAUAAAUGAAACUCGAAUAAGUU